Molecule: messenger RNA, 246 nt
Organism: Acanthoscelides obtectus
Lineage: Eukaryota; Metazoa; Arthropoda; Insecta; Coleoptera; Chrysomelidae
Source: the annotation of a GenBank genome assembly
AUGUCACCAAAGUCGAAAGUGGACCGAUUACUAAAAAAAAAAACGAAACCAAGUAAUCAGGAGAACGUGGAAGAAGUUAAAAAGCAUCUGUCCUUCAGUAAGGUAGUUCAAAAUCAACUAAAAGAAAAUAUAAGGCAUACCAAAAAGAAAAAUGAGAAGACACUGUUUCGUAAAGUAUUGAGUGGUAGGUUUGUUAGAAAGUACAAUCUUUUAAGUCAAAUUGAUAUGAAGCCUGUGAAACGAUAA